AUGAAAAACAUUAUGAAAUCUAUAAGAGAACGUCGUGAUGCCGACAGUAGUUCAUCCGACGACACUAGUUCAUCCUCCAGCGGAGAUGGUUAUGGACCAUCCAAACGUGAUGCCGGUAGUAGUUCAUCCGACGACACUAGUUCAUCCUCCAGCGGAGAUGGUUAUGGACCAUCCAAACGUGAUGCCGGUAGCAGUUCAUCCGACGACACUAGUUCAUCCUCCAGCGGAGAUGGUUAUGGACCAUCCAAACGUGAUGCUGGUAGUAGUUCAUCCGACGACACUAGUUCAUCCUCCAGCGGAGAUGGUUAUGGACCAUCCAAACGUGAUGCCGGUAGUAGUUCAUCCGACGACACUAGUUCAUCCUCCAGCGGAGAUGGUUAUGGAC
Molecule: messenger RNA, 385 nt
Organism: Didymodactylos carnosus
Lineage: Eukaryota; Metazoa; Rotifera; Eurotatoria; Philodinida; Philodinidae
Source: the annotation of a GenBank genome assembly